AUGGCAGCCGUCGUCACGCAAGGCCAUGGACGGCCUGCUACCAUCAAGGAGCAGGUUGUCGAUCAUCUUCCAAAACGCUUCAAGGAGAUGAAGUUUGGUAUCCAGUCCAUCCAGGAUGUUGUCAGCCAAGGUGUCUUGGAAGUUGCCCAGCGAAAUCUCUAUAAUAUCGACGACCCUAACAACAGCCGAGCCCCCCUCCCUCAUGGAGCUCUCGAUCCUCGCCUCGGAAUCUCGAGCAAGACUGGAAAAUGCGCCACCUGCAACCUGCCACUCCAGAACUGUAUUGGCCACUUCGGCCAUGUCAGGCUCUCCCUACCGGCUUUCCACAUCGGCUACUUACGCUUUACGAUGACCAUAUUACAGAACAUCUGCAAGGAGUGCGGCAAAGUUCUCCUGACGGAACAAGAGCGACGGGAUUUUUUGAAAGAGCUCAGGCGGCCGGGCAUUGACAACCUGCGACGAACGAUGAUUUGCAAGAAGAUCAAUGAGCAAUGCAGGAAGUGCAAGGAAUGCCCAUACUGUGGUGCCAUCAACGGCCAGAUCCGCAAGCUGGGGGUGAUCAAGCUGGCGCACGACAAAUUUUCUACCUUUAACAAGUCGACAGCAGCAAAGAAGGUGGCUCCCGAAAGCAAGCUUCUCUACGAUGCCUCCUUCAAGGAGGCGAAGAAGACCAAUGCCGACCUUGACAAGCAUGUCAAGAAGGCCAUGGAGGAUCUGAACCCUUUGAGGGUGCUCAAUCUCUUUAAGCUGAUCAGUCCGACGGACUGCGAGCUGCUCGGCAUCGACCCAACCGAGGGACGGCCAGAGAUGUUCAUAUGGCAGUUCAUCCCUGCUCCUCCAAUCUGCAUCCGGCCAUCUGUUCAACAGGACAGCUCCAGCACAGAGGACGACCUCACAGCCAAGCUGGCAGAGAUUGUAUGGUUGAGUGGUCUCAUCCGGGCAGCACUGGACAAGGGCCAACCAAUUUCCUCCAUCAUGGAGCAGUGGGAAUUUCUGCAGCUCCAGAUCGCCAUGUAUGUUAACAGCGACGUCCCGGGAUUAUCACAACCCGGCUACGGAAAGACUGUCAGGGGCUUCUGUCAACGUUUGAAGGGAAAGCAGGGCCGGUUUCGUGGUAACCUGUCCGGGAAACGUGUUGAUUUCUCAGGACGGACCGUCAUCUCCCCGGACCCCAACCUAGGCAUUGACCAGGUUGCGGUACCUCAACUGGUGGCGAAGAACAUGACCUACCCUGAACGAGUCAACUCGACCAACAUCGACGUCAUGAGAACAGCCAUCCGGAACGGUACGAAGGUGUGGCCGGGAGCAAAUGGGAUCGUCAAGAAGGACGGUGGCUAUAAGGUCAAUCUGAAGUUUGGCAACAGGCAAAAGAUCGCCGAGGAUCUUGAGAUUGGCGACGUUGUCGAGCGACAUCUAGUGGACGGCGAUAUUGCACUGUUCAACCGACAGCCAUCACUGCACAAACUCAGUAUCAUGAGCCACUACGUCAAAGUGCGGCCUUGGCGGACUUUUCGCCUCAACGAGUGUGUGUGCACACCAUACAAUGCUGAUUUCGACGGAGACGAAAUGAACCUGCACAUUCCCCAGACUGAGGAGGCUCGAGCAGAGGCCAUCACGUUGAUGGGCGUGAAGAACAACCUGGCGACACCGAAGAACGGCGAGCCCAUUAUUGCAGCAACGCAAGAUUUCAUCACAGCAGCGUAUCUGCUCAGCAGCAAGGACAGAUUCUUCGAUCGCAAGUCCUUCACCUACGCGUGUGAGAUGAUGCUGGAAGGGAGCGGUCAUUUGGAUCUCCCGCCUCCAGCUAUUAUCAAGCCCAAAGCCCUCUGGACCGGCAAGCAACUUUUUAGCAUCCUCAUCCGGCCCAACAAGCAGUCGCCGGUCAAGGUCAACCUGGAUGCCAAGUGCAGAGACUACAAGGCUCGGCCGGGCAUGACGCCCGAUAUGUGCCCCAAUGAUGGCUGGCUGGUCAUCCGGAACUCCGAAGUCAUGUGCGGCGUCAUGGACAAGUCUACUGUUGGUGCAGGCAAGAAGGAUUCCAUCUUUUACAUCAUACUCCGUGACUAUGGUCCAGAGGCGGCAGCCGGAGCAAUGAACCGCCUGGCAAGGCUCUGUGCAAGAGCGUUGACGAACUGUGGCUUCUCGAUCGGAGUGGGCGAUGUUUUUCCGGUGAAAUCUCUGACGGAGGAGAAAGAAGAUCUGGUGAAGGAUGCCUACCAGAAAGUUGACGACCUCAUUGCAACAUUCAAGGCCGGCAAGUUGGAGAAGGCACCUGGCUGCAAUAUGGAGGAGACCUUGGAGAACAUGAUCUCCGGUAUUCUCAGCAAGGUUCGUUCAGACGCUGGAGACAAGUGUGUGAACUCGCUGAGCCGCAACAACGCCCCUCUCACUAUGGCCAAGUCCGGAUCCAAAGGCUCGGCCAUCAACGUGGCUCAGAUGGUUGCUUGCGUCGGACAGCAAAUUAUCGGGGGCCAGCGUGUGGCAGAUGGAUUUCAGGACCGGACUCUACCCCACUUCCACAAGAAUGCUCGUCAACCAGCCUCCAAGGGUUUCGUCCGGAACAGUUUCUAUACCGGUCUGGUGCCCUCGGAAUUCAUCUUUCACGCUAUUUCUGGACGAGAAGGUCUGGUCGACACUGCAGUCAAGACCGCUGAGACCGGCUACAUGUCCAGGCGAUUGAUGAAAUCGUUGGAGGAUCUAUCGACAACCUAUGACGAGACGGUCCGCACGUCAUCAGGCGGCAUUGUGCAGUUCCAGUUCGGUGCCGACAAUUUGGAUCCAGUGGACAUGGAGGCAUCAGGAAAACCCGUGCACUUUGACCGAACCUGGACGCAUGCUGAGACCCUCACUUGGGACAACACCGAACGAACCCUGCUUCCACACGAGAUCAUCGAGGUCUGCCAAUCUAUGCUUGAUUCUGAACGGGCCAAGUAUCAGAGGAAACGAUUGACAGAUGGAAAGAAGCUGGAUUACGACGAUGACAGCAACCUUUCUAUCGAUGAACAUGAGAGCGCUCGACGCUUCUUACUAGAAAUUGAUGCAUACGUCACGGCUCGGGCCAAGAAGCUCUCGAAUGCUCGGAGAGAAGCUGGUUUGGACCCAGACGACGGCAGUGGCAUGGCCAUUGAUCCCACGCUCGAGGACGAGACCAGCUUGGCUCGAACUGAGCGGGUAGCCAAAGUUUCGCGAACCACACUCAUGAAGUUCAUCAGAUUGUGCUUGGACAAAUACAAACAGGCUCACGUCGAGCCGGGCCACGCUGUUGGUGCAGUGGGCGCUCAGUCCAUUGGCGAGCCAGGCACACAGAUGACCCUUAAAACAUUCCAUUUUGCUGGUGUCGCAGGCAUGAGCAUUACCCAGGGUGUUCCCCGUAUCAAGGAAAUCAUCAACGCCUCGAAGACGAUCAGCACUCCUGUCAUCACCUGUCCCUUGGAAAACAAGAAACAGAUUGAAGUCGCCAAGGUCGUCAAGGCGCGAAUUGAGAAGACAUAUGUGUCUGAUGUCAUCAAGCACAUCGAAGACGAGUGGCUUGCUGAUCGUGGCCAGCUCAUCCUAGAGCUAGACAUGGCAGCCCUGCAAGACAUGCAUUUGGGCAUUGGUCCCAGCGAGAUCGCAGAAGCCAUCCUGAAGCACAAGAAAAUGAAGAUUGCGCAAGAGGACGUCCAUGUCGGGCCAACCUAUGUCGAGAUCUGCGUCCGCAACACCUGGCAAGACAUAGCCGAGCAGAAGCGACUUGCGAGAAAUGGCAAGCCCGCUGCUAUGGUCGAGAGCACGUCGGAUCUCUUGUUGCGGGUCAAUUACCUCCGCCGCAUGCUUCCGACUGUAGCCAUCUGCGGAUAUCCUGAGGCUAGCCGAGCUAUCAUCCAGACCUCGGAGAACCUCGAACAUACGGUGCUCGUCGAAGGCUACGGCCUGCGUCAGUGCAUGACAACCGAGGGCGUGAUCGGCGUACAGACACGCACCAACAAUGUCAUGGAGGCCCGGGACAUCUUGGGUAUCGAGGCAGCACGCACGACCAUCGCCAACGAGAUUGGCGAGGUCAUGGGUGACAUGGGCAUCGAUCCACGACAUAUGCAGCUGCUCGCAGACGUCAUGACCUACAAGGGCGACGUACUCGGCAUUACACGAUUCGGCCUGCAGAAGAUGCGCGACUCGGUCCUCCAGCUCGCCUCCUUUGAGAAGACGGCCGAUCACCUGUUCGAGGCGGCGGCAGGCAUGAAGACAGAUCGCAUCGAGGGCGUGUCCGAGUGUAUUAUCAUGGGCCAAACCAUGACCAUCGGCACCGGCUCCUUCAAUGUAGUGAGACGGAUGGGCCUGAUGGAUUACGAUCUGGAGCAAAAGCCAACGCUGUUUGAGGAUGCUUGGAGCAAGAGCGUAAAGAAGAAGAGGGAGGCGCGGGUUGUCAAGCUCGGAAAGGAUGUGUUGAGACCGGUGGCUGCUGCGGCCUAG
Messenger RNA from Cryphonectria parasitica EP155, 4449 nucleotides. RefSeq lists its product as uncharacterized. Gene Ontology annotation, molecular function: DNA-directed RNA polymerase activity; DNA binding. The transcript has 2 exons. NCBI's taxonomy places the organism in Eukaryota, Fungi, Ascomycota, Sordariomycetes, Diaporthales, Cryphonectriaceae. The coding region runs from base 1 to 4449 and encodes 1482 amino acids. The record is from RefSeq and is a predicted model, not a curated record. Gene Ontology annotation, biological process: DNA-templated transcription.